AACCAGGGCCGAUCCAUUUGUCACGAAUAGGAAGACCUAAGCCAAUGGACCGUGACAAUUUUUUUUUUCCUGAUGAUUUUGCUCAGGUGAAAUAUUAUUACCAAUGAAAUGGGAUUACAUUUGAAGUGUUUGUAUCUGUAAUGUUAUAUUAGAUGACCAAUGUGAUAAAGUUUCUGGUCAUUUGCACCAAUUCUCGUAUUAAUACAUUUCAAGUGCUACUGGUCACCGAGUGAUUCAACACAAGGACUUAGCGUUGACAAUGUUAGCAAGCCAGACACGUCGUACAAUAACAACAACAUAGAGUGUGAACUGUGGAGCUAGACAUACAAACAUGAGAGAAGUUUUGUAUUCUUGGAUUAUCGUCACUUCUUUGAUAACUGAUAUUGCAGCAGCUGAAGUAGCCCUUGCCAAGUCAGCCACAGUCUGCAAUGGUCCUUGUGGUCAACUGUCAGGGUCAUGUCCAUCAGGUCAUAAACUAGCCAUUCGAGAUGCCCUUUACAGGGUCCAGUAUAAAAACUCAGCUUGCAGCGUUAUGUCUGGAUGCAAUGACACCAAGCAGGAAGCGUGCUGUGAGACCAUGCCCCAAGACUGCGUGUUACCAUUUAGUCUACCCGACAUGCAAUCCCUACAAAGGAACUGUUCUGAUGUGUCCAGCUGUGUACUACACACUCGCUAUCCUGACCUUCAGAAUUCAAAAUGUGCGCCAGGAACACAGCAAAAAUUUUCCAGUUGGACAGUCCUGAAUUACAUGUGCAUCAACGACAAUUUCGUUACUGACAUGUGCGGCAGCGCCGAGUCCGUCGUAAAAGGCAAGACUCUAUUCGCCAUGGCAAAGUCAAAAACUUUGGCCAAAGGCAUGGUCUGUACGUGCAAGGCUGAGGUCCUGACAUCGUCAACAACUGACAUCAUUGCCUUAUUUGUCGUGGACAUGCGCAUGAACAGGGCCGGUGCAACUGACUGUUCUGACGCCUCCCUGUCAGUAAGAUCUGGAAAUGGCUACAAAAAUCUUGACUGUAGUUCCAGCCUUGACCCUAAAGUGAGCUACCCAUUUGUGGCCGUGGUGAAUGACAGUAAUGUUGUGUACACCAAACUUCAGAUUCGAACCAGCCUAACAGAGUUGAUCUGGAUAGGAUUUGAAUCUAAUGAGAACCAAGACAUUCGUCUUACCUGCCAACUUCAAAUUUCUGAUAGCACUAAAGCUUCAUCAGUUGAUCCUGCAUCGGACAGAAAGUUGUCAAGUAACAGCCAAGAGUCAGAGACGGAUGAAAACUUUGACAAAAAAGGAAUUCUUAUCCCUGCAAUUAUUGGUGGCGUUGUAGCAGGAAUAGUUCUGAUCACUAUUGUCAUAAUUAGUAUACUCGUGUGUACAAAAAAACUGACCUGUCCAGGCUCAGCCAAACCACUAGGGGCGGAGCACGACGCUCAAGUGGACUUCGAUAUUUACUACAGCACCACGAACGAUGAAAUGAAAAAACUGGACGCUGGUCAGACGUCAUCUGCUAGAAACUCUACGUCGUCUGCUCAGGAUCUCUACAUUUCACCGGAGGACGUUCGCGCCAAAAAGAGAAGUAACUCCAAACGAAUGUCCCAGUUGACUGUUAGAGAUUUUGAGAAUGAUGAGGAAUACGUCACUACUUUUGAGAUUCAACACAGAAAGCGCAUGUCUAAGAAGAACAAAGUUAUAGAAGACAGCGGUCAGACUUCCGGACAAGAAAGUUUUGAAGACGACAAGGAAUAUGACCGAUUGGACUGCAGGCUUCGCCGACCUAGCGACGACGUCAUGGAAAGCUACGACCGCUUGGGGCCAACUUGUGUCCGAAAAGACACUGCCGACGAUCUCAAGACAAAUUCUGCCGGAAAUUGCGGAGCCACGAACUUAGCCUACGAAGACACCGAAUUACAGUGUGACUCGGGAAGGUCGACUAUGGUUUUAAGACCUCUCAAGUCUUCGGAACAGGAGAAUCCUUUAUACACAACAGUUCAAAGUAUAUUUGUUCAAGACGAUGAGCCUGCUCCAGACAUUCCGCCAAAGCUCUCCGCUUCCUCCUUGUAUGACGUGCCACGCAGAUCUUCGGAUUACAAUGUAGCGUUGUCCAAGUUACUGAAAAUGUCCGCCCGUGGUCGAUAUUUUAAGGCCAACCCAAUUGAGCAGACGACUUCAAAAGAGGCAGAUCCGGAGAAUUGUGGCGAGACAGACAACGCUGAGGAUAAUUCGUUAAACACUAACUCAGAAAUCAAAACCGGGGAGAUGACAGCUCCAGUGGCGGCACCAAGAAGAAAGAGGAAAUCAACAGCUCAAUCGUAUGACGUAGCUAAACCUAUUCAGUGAAAAUCUUCAAACCUUAAAUAUCGCUGAGGUUGUUGUGCCUUGCUUUUCGGAACAUAUUUUAAAUUGUCCAUUAGAAACAAAAUGGUUUAUUGAUUUCAUUUGUUAACCUUUACAUGUCACGAGAGUAGUUUUGCACUAAAAAUAUAAUAUUUAAAAAGAAAUCAUUUUUUAAAAGCAUAACUUAAAUUGCAUAAUUUCUUGCCAGUUUUUUAAAUUAAGUAAUCAGUAACAGAAAUCUUUACAAAAAUUUGUAUUUAGUUAUUACAGUAAAACAAAAAUUGGAAAAAUAAAUGUUUUUUUCUCCAAUGCACAUAUAGGGCUACAUACAUACAAAUGUAUAAAUUGUGUUUGGGCCCCCAGCUAAUUAUCUACUGGCUUGUUGUUAAACGAACUAGAGAAUGUCAAAGUAGCUAAGAUCAGAUCUGUUGGCCUCGUUGCUGUCCAGGUAUAGUUCCUUAAACGUUGACGUUGAGUACAAUUGAAAACAUUUCUAAGGAACGAUUUACAAUAUUAGCUUCAUGUCAAUCAAUGUCAUCUUACAAAACUUUGACAUACUUCAUAUUGAUGAAAUUAUUAAAUAUCAAACAAAGCAUUAAGGUUUUUUUACAAGAAAAAAAAUUACAAUUCAAACUUGAACAUACAAAUAGAAUGCUAUUUAAUGUUAGUUAGGUCAAUAUUAGAAUAGACAUUAUCAGUUUGAGAUCCAUAUGCUCAAAAAGACAAAAAAAAACAAGAACAAAGGAACAAUAGUGCAGUGAGAUUUAUAACAAAAUAAAUAUUCACCAUUAGUGAAAUCACUAAAUUUAUAGACUCUUCAGGACAGAAAAAUAAAAAGUAAAGAAGCAAUAAUACAUAAAACAUUAGAUCAUACUUUACAAAUGGAACAACAAAGACUAAUAAAAUACCCAGAAAGAUACAAAGAUAGAGGCGCAUUUCUUUUUCCAUAUGCUAGGACAAAUUAGUAAAAGUGUUCCUGCUUUCCUAGUGCCCAUUACCAAAUGGAACGGGUUGCCUGAAUCAGUCAGGAAAACCAAUGACUUAGCAGAGUUUAAGUAAUUGCUUGACAUGUAUGACUAGAUUGACAUAUGAGAUGCUUAGGUCGUAAUUAUCUUCUCUUUUGAAGUAACGUCUGUAAUCUAUAAGAUAAGAUACUCAAUGUAUCAGUGAUAUUAUCAACAGUUUCAAUCAUUUUUUCUUCCAAAAGUUUGGAAGUCUGGUGCAAGUUUCUUGAUGCUUUGUAUCCUAGCUGAUAUUCACAUCUAAUCUCAAAGGUCAUUGUCCGGUACACACUAUCGCAGGUGAGCUGUAUCCCACUAAUUUUGUUUAACAUCUCAAUCAUCUCUCGUAAAGCAAAACACGUGACAGGCCAAUGGCAUUUAAACAAAAGUACACAGCCCUAACUUCCCAUUUAUGUAUUAUACUAUUCAUUAACUUCAGAUAAAAAUUAAUAAAAAGAAAUGUUUAUAUGUUUUUUCGCCCAUGAUACAUGAUACGAUUAUAAUAAAUGUAGCAGCUAUAAAAUGAUGUCUAUUAAAUUGAUUUGAUUUAA
Biomphalaria glabrata is the source of this 3878-nucleotide messenger RNA. RefSeq lists its product as uncharacterized. Bases 332 to 2329 code for a protein of 665 amino acids. Lineage: Eukaryota; Metazoa; Mollusca; Gastropoda; Planorbidae. The transcript is spliced from 10 exons. The record is from RefSeq and is a predicted model, not a curated record.